AUGCCUCGAGUUCGAGUGCCAGUUCCAGGAUAUCGUGUACGGCCUGGUGUAGGAUAUCCAGUGCGACCACCAGCAAGUAAAGGAGGUCUUCUGGGUUUACUCGGAGGCUUAGGUGGUCUACUUAUAUGUUUACUAUGCUUAGCGACGAUGGGUUUACUUGGUCUUUUUGCAGCAUUUAUUGCAGUGACCACUUAUCUCGGAUGGGUUUAUAGUGCAUUGAGAGCUGGUGGUAAUAAUGCACCUGGUUUUGACGUAAAUAUGAUCAUCUUAUUGGCUGCUUUAUGCUUUGCCGGUUUUUAUAAGUUACAACGAUCAUUAUAAACAAUAUUCUAUUUCUAUUUUUUAUUGUUUAUUACGGAGUCGUUGAUUCAUCGUCGCUGUUAUUUGUCUUUUUGAUUAUUUUAAUUUAAUCAAACUCGACGGGCAUUUUCUUUUCUUUCACAUAAACUUUUUUCUUUAAAACACCAAGAUUUUUCGUCGUUUUAUUUAAUUUCUUUUUUCUAACUUUUUAUUACACGCGUACACAGCGAUUUUUUUAUUUAAUGAACAAAAUAUUUUCAAAUAAGUGCCGAUUCAAAGACAAACAAUAGGUUCGUAACAAUAUGAAACAAUUAUUCUAAUGAAACCAUUAUCAUCAUCAUCAUCAACAACAACAACAACAUGUUCUUCAAAUAAUUCUAUUUUUAAUAACAAUGAUAUCACUUUGUAUUCGCUAAACAUAAACGACAAUUGAAAUAACCGAUGAUCUUUUUUUCGUGUAGCACGGAUGUAUUUUUUUCUUUUGAUCGAGCACUUUAUUUCCUUUUUAUUUUCUUUGUGUGUGAGAAAUAAAAUACAGAUAAAAAGAAAUCUUAUGACAUAUUUUUCUUCUGUGAAAUUCAUCAUGUAAAUUAAUCAACAAGAAUUAGUUAGUUUUCUAAUGAUUUAUUUUAUUUAAAUGGAGUCGAAGUUUUCCUAUGUUACCGUCAUCACUGAGAAGAAACAUUUAGAUCUCUCAGGUUAAUGUGAUUCUUUAUCGUGAUCCAAAAUAUCUUGCAAAAAAAUUCCUUAAAGAUUCACAUUCAAAGAUAAUUAUUUAUUGUUGGUUUCUUUUUCUUUUAGGAAAAACUCGAAAAAAAAAAACUCUUUCUAGAAAGAGAAAGACAACCAUGCUGAGAGUUUUCAUAAAUAUAUCGCUGUUUUCAAGGAAUAGAAAAUUCUCCAAAUAUUCAAAUUUCGUCACUUUUCCGAAGAUACUGAUUUUGUUAAUAUCGUUGGUAAACCGCAGUUAACUAAUGGUUCUGUAGGCUAGUUAAGUUCUACAAUUAAAUGAACAGAUAAUUUGAAUAUUUGCUAAAGAUUAUAUUUGUUUGUCUCAGUACAGAAGUUAUAAAAAUCACCAAUUUAUGUCGAAAAUAGAAAAAUAAUUGUUUUGAUUACAUAGGUCAAUACGUUAGAAAUCUCUCAUUAGUCAAAAGGCUUUUCUCAUAAUUUCGAUUGACUGAUAUUGUGUUGUUUUUUUCGUUCUUUAUCCUA
Messenger RNA from Rotaria sordida, 1515 nucleotides. NCBI's taxonomy places the organism in Eukaryota, Metazoa, Rotifera, Eurotatoria, Philodinida, Philodinidae. The record is from the annotation of a GenBank genome assembly.